Molecule: messenger RNA, 469 nt
Organism: Drosophila guanche
Lineage: Eukaryota; Metazoa; Arthropoda; Insecta; Diptera; Drosophilidae
Exons: 2
Coding region: 80-313 (77 amino acids)
Source: RefSeq, a predicted model, not a curated record
UUUUCGAUUCUGUGUUGCGGGAGCAGAAAUUUCCUUGAAAAUUAUAAAAAGUAUACAAAUUAUACUGCAAGCAACUAAAAUGUGUUCCAACGGCAAAGUGACCAACGACGCCUUGGACUUGUACCCCUCUGAGAGCGAGUUUGGCCUGGAACUGAAGGCAGUGCCAAAGCAGACUUGCAUACCACACAAACAUCAGAACUUUGGCAAGUCCGAGAGCAGCAUCCCGAAAAGACGCUCCGCCAUCGACACUCAGCUCCGUAAUGCCGUCAUGUCUCAGUUGUCUUUGCACAUACAGAAACGUCGUGAGGAAUAGGCUUAUGAAAGGGAAGUAUCUGCUUUUAUGAUGUCCCAAAAUGGAAAUGAAAGUACAAGAGGGGCUCUGGCAGUGUGGUAAAUGUUUCGUGUGUGCAGUUGCUACCAAUCAAAGCCUCGCUUAAAGCCAAAUAAAAUGUAGCUGUGAAAUGACAAA